UUUAAACAUUAGCAUCCACAAAACUUCUAAAUAAUGAUCAAUAAUUAAUAUAAUUAAACCAAUUUGCUUCCUUUACCAUGAAAUAAGUUUAGAUUAUGAUUUGUUUCUAUUUGUCGAAUUCAUUGAAAGUCUGUUGAUUUUUAGAUCGAGAAAGAAAGUGACGAUGCCAGACUGGUCACUCGAAUCGAACGGAUUGGAGCACAUAGUCAUAUUCGAGGCCUUGGUUUGGACGAUGACUUACAACCUAGACCUGUGUCGCAAGGGAUGGUUGGCCAGAAGUCUGCUAGGAGAGCUGCUGGUCUAAUUGUUGAAAUGAUCAAAGAAGGUAAGAUUGCUGGUCGAGCUGUUUUAGUUGCUGGACAACCUGGUACUGGAAAAACCGCACUUGCUAUGGCCAUGGCGCAAGCAUUAGGAGAAAAUACUCCAUUUACUAGCAUUGCAGGAAGUGAGAUAUUUUCUCUAGAAAUGAGUAAAACGGAAGCUCUAACUCAAGCUUUUCGCAAGUCAAUUGGUAUACGAAUAAAAGAAGAAGCUGAAAUAAUCGAAGGAGAAGUAGUAGAGUUAAAUAUUGAUAAACAUCCAACUGGUACAAAACUUGGUAAAAUGACUCUUAAAACAAUCGAUAUGGAAACUUGCUACGAUAUUGGUCAAAAAAUGAUGGAUUCAUUGACAAAGGAAAAGGUAGAUGCUGGUGAUAUAAUUUGUAUUGAUAAAUCAUCCGGCAAAGUCUCUAAACUUGGAAGAUCGUUUACCAAAGCUCGUGAUUAUGAUGCGUCUGGUAUGCAAGUAAAAUUUGCACAAUGUCCUGGAGGAGAACUUCAAAAAACAAAAGAAGUUGUACAUACUGUAAGUUUACACGAGAUUGACGUAAUCAAUAGUAGAACUCAAGGUUUUCUAGCCUUAUUUGCUGGAGAUACUGGUGAAAUCAAAAGCGAAGUUAGGGAGCAAAUUAAUACAAGAAUAGCUGAAUGGCGAGAAGAAGGAAAAGCUGAGAUUGUUCCUGGUGUUUUAUUCGUUGAUGAGGUUCAUAUGCUAGAUAUCGAAUGUUUUUCGUUUUUGAAUAGGGCACUGGAAAGUGAUAAUUCACCAGUUGUAAUUAUGGCAACAAAUCGUGGAGUUACUUGGAUUCGUGGUUCUGAUCAAAAGUCCCCUCAUGGUCUUCCCCUUGAUCUUUUAGAUCGCUUAGUUAUAAUAUCAACAACACCCUAUUCCUACGAAGAAAUUGAAGAAAUUUUAAAAAUAAGAUCUGAAGAAGAAGAUGUUUUGUUAUCUGAAGAAUCUUUGGCAAUAUUGGCAAAAAUUGGCGAAGAUACUUCACUUCGUUACGCAAUGCGAUUGAUUACAUUUGCCGAUCUAGUUUGUAAGAGACGAAAGGGAGCCGAAGUAGUAAAGGAAGAUGUUCAAAAAGUUUAUACUCUAUUCUUGGAUGAGGAAAGAUCAAGCGAGUACUUAAAGGAAUAUCAUGACGAAUUCAUGUUUUCCGAACAAGACAUGAACAUAGAUGUUGAAUAAAUUCUGUACCAAUUGGAUGACAUAGAAAAUCAUAAUUUGAUAAGGUUUCCGACAUUAUUUACUUUUAGUAUUUUAUUUUUCUAUAUUGAUAUAUACUAUUAUUGAUAACCGAAUUUUUUCUCUCAGUACUUAAUAAUAUUUAAUAA
This is a messenger RNA of Dimorphilus gyrociliatus, 1658 nucleotides long. The record is from the annotation of a GenBank genome assembly. NCBI's taxonomy places the organism in Eukaryota, Metazoa, Annelida, Polychaeta, Dinophilidae.